Messenger RNA from Diatraea saccharalis (sugarcane borer), 747 nucleotides. NCBI's taxonomy places the organism in Eukaryota, Metazoa, Arthropoda, Insecta, Lepidoptera, Crambidae. The record is from the annotation of a GenBank genome assembly.
AUGGAGGAGCUGGCCAACCAGGUGAAUUACGUGGUGGGCCACUUCGGCAUCAAGUCCUUCAUAGGGUUCGGCGUCGGCGCUGGCGCCAACAUCCUCGCGAGGUUCGCGCUCGCGCAUCCGCUCAAAGUGGACGCACUGGCGCUGAUAAACUGCACGUCCAGCCAAGCGGGAUGGAUCGAGUGGGCGUACCAGAAGAUGAACUGCAGGUCGUUGCGCGCGCACGGCAUCACUCACAGCGUGCUCGACUAUCUCAUGUGGCACCAUUUCGGCAGGUUGCCAGAAGAACGCAACCACGACUUGGCACAGAUGUACAGGUCUCACUUCACUCGUAACGUGAACCCCACUAACCUGUCGUUGUUCAUCGAGUCGUACGUGCGCCGGAGCGACCUGUGCAUCGGCCGGGACGGUGACACCUUGAAAGUGCCAGUGCUCAAUAUCACUGGUGCCCUGUCACCGCACGUAGACGAUACCGUCACGUUCAACGGCCGCUUGAACCCAUCCACUUCCACAUGGAUGAAGAUCUCAGAUUGCGGCAUGGUGCUGGAAGAGCAGCCAGGAAAAUUGUCUGAAGCUUUUCGUCUUUUCUUACAGGGGGAAGGAUAUGUGGCUCCGCUAUCACCGACCAAGAUAGUGUUGUACCGGCGGCUGUCAGACGCGGGGGCUGGGGCGGGGGGCAGGCGUCGCUGUCGUCACUCGCCCGUCAUCCGCAUCACGGAGAACCCCAUAUCGGAAGCCGUCGUCUGCUAA